Paramecium pentaurelia is the source of this 1218-nucleotide messenger RNA. Lineage: Eukaryota; Ciliophora; Oligohymenophorea; Peniculida; Parameciidae. The record is from the annotation of a GenBank genome assembly.
AUGGGUAGUUAAUGCUCAUAGUGUUAGACUUGUUAGAAAAGAGAAGAAUAGGUAGUAGUUUUAUCAGAGAUCAGACAGCAGAGCUCUUAAAAUAUGAAUCAGUAUUCUUAGUAACCACCUGAAGAAGAAAAUGAUGAAAGUUCAUGUAAUCCAUGAGAAUAAUUAGUGAGCAAAGGAAUAGAGUUGAGGAAAAAUACAAACUUAGAAUAAAAGUAUUAAUCAGAAGCCCCAAUUCCAACUCCUAUCGUGACUCCAGCUAUAGCCCCAACCUAAUUAGUUACUUUCAGUGCUCAAAUACAAUAACCAUAACUGACCCAAGAAUCUUAAAAUGAUCCCAGCAUCUUUAAAAAAGACGGAAUGGAUAAAAGAAAUUAAGAAGAUUUGAAUUAAGAUGAGGUCAAUAAGCAAGGUCCUAGAGAGAAGAGGCCUAAAUAUGUGUUUAAGAGUGGAGCAAUUUAUGAGGGAGAAUGGAUAGGAAAUAUGAGAGAUGGUUUUGGAAUUCAAAUAUGGUCUGAUGGAGCAAAAUAUGAAGGUGAAUGGAAAGCUAAUUAAGCUAAUGGCAGAGGUAAGUUUUGGCAUGUGGAUGGAGACUAUUAUGAAGGUGAAUGGAAAAAUGAUAGAGCAAAUGGUGUUGGUAAGUAUAUCCAUGCUGAUGGAGCUUAAUUUGACGGGGAAUGGCUUGAAGAUUUGCAACAUGGAUAGGGUAGAGAAUUUUGGGCAGAUAAUUCGAAAUAUGAAGGUCAAUAUAGAUAAGGAAAGAAGUAAGGUUUCGGAGCCUAUUAAUGGGCUGAUGGCUCUACUUAUAAAGGAAUGUGGAAUGAUAACAAAUUAAAUGGUUUUGGAGUUUAUAUUUGGCCUGAUGGGAGGGUAAGAUGAUUAGUUCAUACAAAGCGCUAUGAAGGGUUUUGGUAGCAUAAUCAAAUGAAUGGAAGGGGCAUUUACUAUUGGCCAGACGGAAGGAAUUAUGAUGGGGAGUACUUAAAUGAUAAGAAACAUGGAUUUGGAGUGUAUAAAUGGAAUGAUGGUCGAUGCUAUGAAGGAUAUUGGUUAUAAGGGAAGCAACAUGGAAUAGGAAGGUAUAUGUUAAACGAUGGACAGAGUUAAGUCGGAGUUUGGGAGAAUGGGAUAAGAAAAAAAUGGUUAGAAGGAGAAAGUAAAAUAGAGAGACCUAAGGAUUGGGAUAAAUAUGUUCAUCCGAAAUUAGAAGACUUUUAAUGA